CCCGCCGCUGCCGGCGGUGGUCUCAGCCGCCUGCUGGCCAUCUUCGCCGUCAUGACCGGCCUGCUGUCGGCGGUCGUCUGGCUGGUCGAGCAGAACCUCGACCGGUUCUACAUCUUCGACAUUGACCACCUGGGCGACGUGUCCAAGCGCGCCAUCGCCGCCCACGGCAACAACACGCGCGACGUCGUGUCCUACAUCGUCUCCGAGCUCAGCGAGAGGUCGCCCGCGCACGUCAACCUCGAGGAGGACUGGGUUUUCAACAACGCCGGCGGUGCCAUGGGCGCCAUGUACAUCAUCCACGCCAGCGUCACCGAGUACCUCAUCGUCUUUGGCACCGCGGUCGGCACCGAGGGCCACACGGGCCGCCACACCGCCGACGACUACUUCCACAUUCUCUCGGGCGUGCAGCUGGCCUACGUGCCCGGCGAGUACGAGCCCGAGGUCUACCCCCAGGGCAGCGUGCACCACCUACGCCGCGGCGACGUCAAGCAGUACAAGAUGCCCGAAAGCUGCUUCGCCCUCGAGUACGCGCGCGGCUGGAUCCCCCCGAUGCUCUUCUUCGGGUUCGCCGACGGCCUGUCUAGUACGCUCGACAUCCCGACCCUCUGGAAGACGACUAGGAUCACCGGCAGGGAGAUGAUUGGGAACCUCCUCAAGGGCAAGCUAUAA
Molecule: messenger RNA, 669 nt
Organism: Clonostachys rhizophaga
Lineage: Eukaryota; Fungi; Ascomycota; Sordariomycetes; Hypocreales; Bionectriaceae
Source: the annotation of a GenBank genome assembly